UAGGUGUCCAUGUGCCAUUGAAUAGGUGAAGAAAGAUCCCUUUAGAGACAAACACAGAGAGAGAGAGAGUAUGAAAAUGGUGCAAGAGGGAAUCCGAAAAGGUCCAUGGACAGAACAGGAGGACUUCAAAUUGAACUGCUUUGUAGGAUUGUUCGGUGAUCGACGUUGGGAUUUUAUAGCUAAGGUUUCAGGUUUGAACAGAACAGGAAAGAGUUGCAGGUUACGCUGGGUUAAUUACCUACACCCUGGUCUCAAGCGAGGUAAGAUGACACCCCAAGAAGAGCGCCUUGUGCUGGAGCUUCACUCCAAAUGGGGAAACAGAUGGUCAAGAAUUGCCCGCAAAUUACCAGGGCGUACAGAUAACGAGAUUAAGAAUUAUUGGAGAACUCAUAUGAGGAAAAAGGCUCAAGAGGAAAAACAGGCUAUGUCUCCCUUGUCAUCAUCUUCUAAUUGCUCUUCCUCAUCCCCAAGCAAUCCUAUUGCGGAAUCAUUGCCCUUCACAGAGACUAGAGAGAAGAGCUUUCAUGACACAGCGGGCCCUGACAUAAAAGCUUCAGCAGAAAAGCAGGUUGAAGAAGAGCAAGGGGGUGAAAAGGGGUACUCAAUGGAUGAUAUAUGGAAAGACAUUGAGAACACCUUAAUUCCUGGUAAUGAUGGCUGUAUUGAAGAAGGUAGCAGUUUUCCUUGUCCUACUUUGGAUUUUCCAACAUGGGAUCAAUACCAUUCGGAAUCACCAUGGACUAUGGCUGAAGAGAGUAAGAUGUUUCUCCCCGCAUGUGAUCAUUUAUUUCCCUGUUCUGAUUAUGGGACAGCAUAUCUAACUGGCUAAUCAUAAUUUUACUUGGUAGAAUUUGUUCAUAUAUGUAAUAGUGUCCCUAGGAGGAUCUAACCUGUAAAGCAUGGGUUUUCUAUUCAGUCCUGCGUCCUUUCUUUUUGUUGCUAAACCAGUCCUGCAUCCUUUGAAACCAUUGUAAUCAUCUCAUGCAAGAAUAUGUCUGUGUUUUGUGUGUUUAUACUUUCCAGAUAGGAAGAGAGAACUUCAUCAAAUCUCCCAUGAGGAGGUUGGUAAGUUUAUGGAUGUAAUGUAUAAUAUGCCCUUACAUUUCAAAUUUCAAUAAAGCUGCUUCUAUCUAGAGUUAGCAUUU
Molecule: messenger RNA, 1145 nt
Organism: Quercus lobata
Lineage: Eukaryota; Viridiplantae; Streptophyta; Magnoliopsida; Fagales; Fagaceae
Gene: MYB59
Product: myb domain protein 59
Exons: 3
Coding region: 71-829 (252 amino acids)
Biological process (GO): regulation of DNA-templated transcription
Cellular component (GO): nucleus
Molecular function (GO): DNA-binding transcription factor activity; sequence-specific DNA binding
Source: RefSeq, a predicted model, not a curated record